AUGCAGUCAACACCAAACAGGACCAGUAAAAUCCCUCGACCUGGGGCAAUAUCACCCCGUGUCAGUCAAGGAAGCAAAAGCCCUCCAGGCAGUGGGAGCUUCCAAGAGAACAAGAGCCCUCAAUCACCAGUCGAAGCUCGUACAUCUACCCCUAUUCAUGAUGAGUUCCCACUUGUCUCUGGGUUAACACAAGGACUUGAAGACUGCGACUGGGAGCAACUCCAAGAGAAAUAUGCUGAUGCAAUGGAUGAACACGGUCGAGUCGAAGAGAAUCUUCGAGUUGAAACAGCCAAGCUUCUUGAAGUUUUCAUGGCAUGGUCUCAAACUACCGUUUCGCAAGAUGAGAACAGGGCUUUGAAAAGGUUCAAGACCCAAAUGCAGCACGUUCAAAAUUCCGAAGUCAAUGUGGAAAACAAAAAGAAGCAUUAUACAGAAGUAGUAAAGGCUUUCCAAAAUGCUCUCGCCUUGCUAAACGAUCAAAUGAAGGUUUAA
Penicillium concentricum is the source of this 492-nucleotide messenger RNA. RefSeq lists its product as uncharacterized. NCBI's taxonomy places the organism in Eukaryota, Fungi, Ascomycota, Eurotiomycetes, Eurotiales, Aspergillaceae. The record is from RefSeq and is a predicted model, not a curated record. The coding region runs from base 1 to 492 and encodes 163 amino acids. The transcript is spliced from 4 exons.